Messenger RNA from Ectocarpus sp. CCAP 1310/34, 4428 nucleotides. The record is from the annotation of a GenBank genome assembly. NCBI's taxonomy places the organism in Eukaryota, Phaeophyceae, Ectocarpales, Ectocarpaceae.
GCAGCAGCAGCAGCAACAACAGAAGAACGAGGCCACCAUGAGCGAUCAGACAAUGCACGAUGUCAAGGCCGUUCCAUCGUUUGAAUCUUCGAGGAGAUCGGAGACGCCGCCAGCAACCUCUCGACAAGUUAACGCGCCUGUACCAAGAAGUGUUGUCCAUGGAACGGCGGCGCGAAGAGCAGCGGCGAGCAAGUCACCACUAGCAGGGCUAUCGGCAGCGACACUAGCAGCGGCCGCGGCGGCAGCAGCAGCAGCGGCGCAGGCAGCGGCAGCAGCAGCGGCAGCAGCAGCAGCUGCUCCAAGAACAGCAGCAGCCACAACAGCAACAGCACGAGUAGAGGAGACUACCCAACGCCCGCCCACAGGGCUGGAGCCCGUGGCGAUAUCCCCUGCCGCAACCAUCCCGCUGCCCUCCACCACCCCACCCGCAACAGCAGCGGCUGCUGUGCCUGCACGAGCAUCCGCAGCAGGGGCCUCGCUGACUGCGACACCAGCACCCCCCCAAGACGUGGACGGCGGGGCGAGGCCUUCAGGGCCUACGACGAGGGAGCCGGUGGCGACGGUGGUGCACCCUCCCGUGGCGACAGAUGCCACGGGGCCCCCAACACCGAUGGAGGUGGUGGGUAUUUUCCAGACACUUGCCUCGCAACCCCGGCUGCACGGCGGGGGCAGUAGAGGGAAGACGGGACGGCCGGCCUUGUGGACGAUCGAUCCGGCCACCUUGCCGCAGUCGACGCCCAGCGCGAAGAACCAACAGCAGCAGCAGCAGCAGCAGCAGCCGCCGCAGCAGCACCUGCAGCCGCAGCAGCAGCGGCAGCGGGGAGAAGAGGCGAGGAAGGGAGGUGCCACAACGAAAGACCUGGAGACAACAGCCGUCUCCGCGGUGGGAGGGGCCCCGCGGCCGUUCGACCAGACGGGGAAAACUGCCGCUAGUGCCAGUGCCAGUGCCAGUGCUAGUGGUGUCGCUGCACGUGAGCCCCCGGUCGCUCGAGCAGAGGGCCUCAUCACCGGCGCCAGCGAGCGGGUCUCCCCGUUGCCGUGGAGGCCCCGGAACCUGCGGUUCGUCGUUACCACUAAGAGCGAGCGGCACGCCUACGCUGCAGGUAGCGGCGCGUCUCAGCACGGAGCACCGGCCGACCUGCAGCAGCAGCGGCGGCAGGAGGAAAGACCCGGCGGGAUGAUGGCGACCGAGGCGUGGUGGCAGGGGCUGCCGAAAAUGCCCGGGUUCUCCGCGAGGCAGACCGGCGGCGGCGGCGGCGGCGGCGGCGAUGGGAGCCGGGAAGGUUCUGCCUCGCCGGCCGCUUCCUCGGACGCGGCGGCGCGCACCACCCGGGAUAGCAGCAGCGCGAGCAAUGCGCUCACGGGGUUGGAGCCACCCGCUGGGGUCCCCGCAGAUUGGGAUCAAGGUAGGUACGCCUUGAGGUGGCUGCCGGCGGAGGGACUGGCCGCACUUCAGGCGGCGGGGGCGGCGUGCGGUAUGGACCGCGCCUCGUUGGACGCCGCGGGGGCGGUGGCAGAGGCGGCGGCGGCGAGGGCGGAGCAGGAGCGAGCGGCGGCGAUAGCAGACAGGGAGGCCUACGAAGCCGCCGCCAACGGUACCGGGCCGGUGAUGUGGGGGUACGACGGCUACUACGAUGGCGGUAGCGCUGCUGCUGCCGCUGCCGCGCAUCCGAGGCCGAAAGCCAAGAGGAGACCCAGGCGGAAGAGGGAGACGCACGUGCUGGUGAGCGAGAGCGAUGACGAAGGGGUGACGACGACGACCUCGGUGUGGGCGGGGCUGGAGGCUGCCGCCAAGGCGGAGGCGGAGGCGAUCAUGUCCUACAAGAAGAGGCGAGAAUGGGAGAAGUUGGUUAGGGCCGCGUUGAUUUGUUUGUGCUGCACACGCGUGACCCUGCUCUCCUCUCGCUCACGCCUCUUUACAAAUGUUGCCACCAUUGCAAACGACGACGGCGACAACAAUGCCAGCGGGAUGGUUGAGGCGGAAGCGGACGGCAAUCAACACUGGGUACGGAGAUCGGUCAGGGCGGCGGGCUCAUCGGCGCUGGAUUCCGCUCACGUCGUGAAGCUGCUCGAACAAAUACGGGCGAACGAUCCAGAGGUGGAGGUGCUGAAGCUCCACCACUACCUGGGCCCAGACGUGAACACGGCGGUGAUCGAUGCCGUGCUGGAGGCGUUGAUGGUGAACGACAACUGCCAGGCCCUCUACAUACAGAACUUCAACGAGGGCUUUCGAGAUGAGCAGGUGGGGGCUUUGGCGAAGGUGCUGCGCAGGGGCAACAUCUGGUGCCUCAACGCCGGGGAGAACUACAAGGUCAAGCUCGCCACGUGGUGGCAAUUUGUGGAGGCGAUAAAGAACACGAAUGUAACGCACGCCUAUCUGAGCGAGCACGUGAUCACGGCGGAGCUUAAGAAGGCCAUGCGGAAGGCCAUUCGGGACAACCGGGUCAAGCACACCCGCCACAAGUCGGCCGCCAACCUGGAAGUCAUCCGCCGAUGCACCAACAUGUGGUGGAACCCGAUCAACUCCAAGUUCCUGCAAGCUGAGCUCAAAGUCCUCGACGGCGGCAACUCAUUCUCGGGGAUGUUGUCGAUCAUGGCGCAAGGCACCGACGGCGCCUCCUCCCUAGCGAAGCGCGUCCCGUGCAGCCUUCACUGGCGAGAAGAGCAGGAGCGCAAGCGGCUGAAGGGGCCGGUCGUGCCGCCGCUUCGCCCGGAUUCGCCGGAUCUGACGGACUGUGCACCGCGGGGCCCGAUAACCUUCCGGCAGGAGGAUGAUACCUGAUGAGAGGCGGAGGGGGGGGGGGGGGGGGGGGGGAGGCGUACUCCUAUGUUUUGCAUGCCUUAGCGGUUAGGCCAUUGNGGGGGGGGGGGGGGGGGGGGGGGGGGGGGGCUUGAGAAAAGAGGCAUGAUUGGGUUUGCAUGCGAGGUGGGAAGGAUGUCCGGUGCGAAGGGGGAUGAGGAUGGCAAGCGGGAGUAGUGGCUGUUGAUGUCCCGUGCAUGACUGCUUGCUGCUGCUGCCUUGGGUCUGUCUCGUGUGCGGUGCCGGGGCGCGCGGCGUGGGUUCUGUGUGUGUGUGAUGCGAAAGCGGUUGCCACGAUUCGACCACCACGUGGGCACGGGCGGUGCGGGGGGGGGGGGGGGGNGGGGGGGGGGGGGGGGGGGGGGGGGGGGGGGGGGGGGGGGGGGGGGUCGUCCCGCCCACCGGACCCCAAUCGAAACGGUGAAGGAGAUUUUGACGAGUUGCAUAUUGUUCAAUGUCUUGUUGGGGAGCAACCACCGCUACCAGAGGCGGGCAGAGGCCGGCCGUUUGCUGGCACGAGUGGCUUUGAGGUCCUUGGGGCUAGGUGUUGUAAGGUCCUUGAAGCUGGGUGGGUGACCUUAGACUAGGUGUUGUAAGGUCCUUGAAGCUGGGCGUUGUCACCCAAGAAGGUAGGUGGUUGCCGUCCAUCCAUAUACGGGGUGUGCUACAUGCGCUCGCAGGCUUUUUUCUGUUUGGUUGUAACUCCCGGUUUAGUGCUAUGCAGCAGUCGUCCGAUCAUCCCCGUGGUGGGUGUCAGCGUAUUGCAGGUUUUGUGAUAAGUUGAAAAAAGUAAAAAAAAAAAGCAGGGGAUGAUGCGUGGUCACUGACACCUGUAGUUUGAUGGGGCCCUAUUCAAGGUUAAUAGUAGACAGAUCGGUGUCGGGAGAGACACCAUCAUUUUGUACGUCGUUUUCGAUGCGAGCUGGCCGUCUAACGGUAAUUCUGUAUGGCAGCCAAUCACCGCCUUUUCCAUCUCACGGUGCCCAAAAUGUUUAUUUUUGACGUUGACGUUGUAUUCUGAAUGACGCUAUGAGAUCCAUCGGUCGUUGCUGAUGAGGUGAUCUGAUUGGUUGCCAGUUUUUCCUUCACGGUUGGCGUAGGUAUGUACUGAGUUCGAUGAUCGUUUUUGUGGUCGAAGGCCCAGCGUGUUGAUCCGCAAGGGGGGGGUUCUUUUCGGCCGCCGGUCGUAGCGACUGCGGCUGCUGCCGCUGCUGCUGCUGCUGUUUGAAGCGUCGGUUUUAGGCACUCUUUCGUCUGGGGGAGGUCCCGUUGAGUAUCGGAGCGUGUUCGACACGGUAGUAUUCCGUACCGUUGAGUUCGUGGAAUGAGGCGCAGACAGCGUUGGUACGAUAGUAUUUUUUGGCGUGCAGACAGACCCCGCACACCCGCUCGCACACAGAUUUUAGUCUUGUAAUUUUGGUAAGUUCUCAGGUGUCGUUUGGGCUAUAUGUGUUUUGUCCGUCUAGAUCUAUCUGCUGCGCGCGUUGAGCCCCGCUGGUAGAAUUUUUAUGAGGGAGGGAUACGUAGAUAGCAUGUUGUUCAGGCCACCGGGCUUCAAUGUAACGUAGAGCCGAGCCAGGCAAGCUAGCCGUAGGACCAAGGAAGGACGGGCGGGUGAGACCCCGCGU